AUGGACGUUCCCGAUAUCGUCGACCCCACCUCGGCCGCGGCUGUCGAUGCGACCAACACCACCGAUCAUGACAGCCCAGUCCGAGUAUUGGUGCAAACCCAAACGCACCAUGUUCCCGGCGAUAAGUCGACUAGGUUUGGAGAGAGAUCCAACGCGAUGUUGAGCCUAAUUUGCCAGCAUGUCUGGCAACGCGAGUUCGACAAAUUCCGUGAGCGCCCCUGGGACUACCACUGCCACUUUGCCCUGGACAACGUUGAGUGUUGGUUCCUGGUCGACCACCACGGCCCGGACCCAAUUCCCCCGGCGGAUCCCCCGAUUGUAUGGUAUCGAUGGACCGGAACAGAAUUUAUAACGAUACAGAUCCCGCUCCCUGGCAAAGUGCGUCGUGAGCUCCGGCAUUAUCCCUUUGAAAGGAUUCCGCACCAUUGCCUUAUUCAGAAGGUCCCUGUACGGCCACCUCGAAGGAUUUACAAAUCCCGCGACGAGGAAGUACGUGUAAAGCGACACAUGCUCCGUGGUACAUUGCUCGAGAACCUGUACCUGACCGACGAGCUUUUACAAUUUGCGCAGGAUUUCCCUGACGGGGCGGAAUGGGUCAAGGCACGGGUCCCACCGAAGCUUUGGGCGAAGGCCGAAGAGAAGAUGAAGCUAUUACUCGGGCCGGAAGGGCCAUAUUUAGACUAA
Messenger RNA from Dichotomopilus funicola, 684 nucleotides. RefSeq lists its product as uncharacterized. The transcript is spliced from 2 exons. Bases 1 to 684 code for a protein of 227 amino acids. Lineage: Eukaryota; Fungi; Ascomycota; Sordariomycetes; Sordariales; Chaetomiaceae. The record is from RefSeq and is a predicted model, not a curated record.